ACCUCGCCACAACCUUAAACCCUAGUAAAAUCAACACGCCACAGUCGGUCGGAGGCGCAGGCAUAUAAUAUCUGAUUCACUGAAUUUGCGGCGGCGCCGAUAAUUGACUCCGCUGUGCGGCUCGCGUGAGGGAAAGUAUUUGUGGAGCUGGCAAUGAACAAUAGCGACAAGAAGAAGAAGAAGGUGAAGGUAAGAAAAGCUUCAACUGACGUCAAAGUUGUUGCUGCGAUGGUUGAAACUCGGCCGGUGAAAGAUGCAACACCUGCAGGAAAGAAAAUGAGUCAGAAAUUGAGUGAUAAAAAAAGAAAGAAGAGCCGGCCAGCCAGAAGAGAUGCUGAGCCUGAGAGCAUUGUUCCCAGCCUUACCAAUGAAAUUGAAGAUACAAUUCCUAAUAAACCAAGUAAGGCAAAUUUGCUAAAACAAAGUAAAAAGAAGAGGAAGAAUGUUGAGAGUAUCAGCCACUUUGAUAAAUCCAACGACAAAAAAGAUGCAUCUGAAGAGUGUAAUGAUUCUAUACCUGGAGAACAAUUUUCAAUUUCUGGAAGAAUUAGUGAGGGUGAUGCUGAAGCCGCAAGGAACACCAGAAAAGGUAAGUCAAAACAUCCCGAAAGAAAGAAAAAGAAAAGGCAGCUAGUGUCAAAUCAUAUACCCUCUGACAAUUUGCUGGAAACAAGAGAAGAGAACGUAGAAGAUGAAGUUUAUCAGAUGUCUUCUGGGGAUGAAGAUUACUCGAAAGGAAUGAAAAAAUGGAUCACACACUAUCAUCAGAGUAGACCUGGGCUGGAGGUUUUGCAAGAGAGGAUUGAUGACUUCAUAAUGGCUCAUGAGGCAAGAGAGGAGCAGGCUAAAGCAGAGCGGCUGGCCCAAGCUGCAGAAGGUGGAUGGACUGUUGUUGUGCAUCAGAAAGGUCGUAAGAAGAGUACUGAAGCUGAAAGUGGAAUUGCUGUUGGUUCUGUGGCCCAAGCUGCAGUCCUUGACAAGAUGGGAAAGAAGAAAAAGAAGGAAGUUGGCCUAGAUUUCUACCAGUUCAACAGAAGGGAAGCACAUAGAAAUGAGAUCAUGAUGCUGCAAAGCAAAUUUGAGCAGGAUAAAAAACGCAUACAACAGAUGCGAGCUGCAAGGAAAUUCCAUCCCUACUAACUUGCUUACCUGGCCCUGAUAAGAGUCGAAUCUCCUCCCACCGUCAUUCACUGCUUUUCCUUGAUGGUCGUUGGAUCUUAAGUUUUUCGCUCAUCUUUUGUAGAUUCAAGGUUGAGUCGUGUUCUUGAGAGAGAUCUAGGUUCACUCUGACGAGCAUUGUUGUAUCUGCUUUACCUCUACCAAUUGGCUUUGUCGGAUUGUAUUUGGAUAUAUACUGCGGCUACAGAGCAAUUUUUUGAAGUAGAAAUCCAUAUAGCGAAAUUAUUGAUGGCUA
Messenger RNA from Salvia hispanica, 1414 nucleotides. RefSeq lists its product as uncharacterized. The record is from RefSeq and is a predicted model, not a curated record. Gene Ontology annotation, biological process: rRNA processing; ribosomal small subunit assembly. Lineage: Eukaryota; Viridiplantae; Streptophyta; Magnoliopsida; Lamiales; Lamiaceae. Gene Ontology annotation, cellular component: CURI complex; UTP-C complex.